Adineta ricciae is the source of this 1683-nucleotide messenger RNA. The record is from the annotation of a GenBank genome assembly. NCBI's taxonomy places the organism in Eukaryota, Metazoa, Rotifera, Eurotatoria, Adinetida, Adinetidae.
AUGAUUCGACGUCAAAUCUUAUUAGUCUGUCUUUUUGGACUUAUAUUUCAAAUAUUUUUCUCGUCGACGAAUACACUUUUGAUAAAUGAUAUUAAACCCAUUGAUUCAAUUAACAUCAGUGCAAGCAACAAAUGUGAAUCGGCAUCGAUUGAUGAAUUUCCGACAUUGUUUUUUACUACUGAACAACUACGUCAAGGUGGCGUUUUGAUUCACAUCGCGCUCAUACUCUACUCAUUUGCAGCAAUUGAAAUUGUUUGUGAUGAUUACUUUGCAUCCGCACUAGAGAAAAUCAGUUAUAAUUUGAAUCUAACACCGGAUGUAGCUGGUGCGACUUUUAUGGCAUUGGCAACGUCGGCUUCGGAAUUUUUCACAUCAAUUGUCGGUGUUUUCUUUGUGAAAUCAGAUAUUGCAUUGGGUACAAUCGUCGGUUCUGCUGUUUUUAACGUACUGUUCGUCAUUGCCCUAUGCGCACUCAUAUCAACAACCGUGUGCCAAUUAGAUGCAUAUCCAAUCGUUCGAGAUGCUGGCUUCUACUGUGUUGCCGUCGCUGUUCUACUUGUCAUUAUCUAUGAUCAACGAGUUUACUGGUAUGAGGGUUUAGGACUUGUUCUGCUGUAUUUCGUUUACGUUGCCAUCCUGAAAUUCAAUGAUCGCAUAGCACGCCUAACGCAUGGGAAAACAUCGUCAUCGAAUUCAACGCAUACGAAAUCGAGUGAGCAUCAUCUAGAACAAUUGCAAUCAUUGAAUGAUAGUAGUGAUGUCGAACAAAAUCUUGCCUUACGUCCUCGUUCUGUAUCUGAAUCGGUUAUGAUGAAUACAGCAACGACGAUUAUGGGUAAUCAUUACAUGCAACGUCGUUCAACAUAUAAACCGUGUCAAAAACGUUUGAAAGACACAUUGGAUAAUCAUCAAAUAGUUGCAAAUGCAACUGAAAUAUUCGAUCCAUUGAAAUUACCGACGAAGAAAUACAAGAUUUUGAAAUGGAUUCUAAUGUAUCCGGUUCGAUUACUUAUGCACAUCACCAUUCCUGAUUGCCGAAAAGAAGUUUUUCAUAAUUAUUACAUGCUGACAUUUGUCAUGUCAACGAUUUGGGUUGCUGGUCUCGCCUAUCUUCUCGUCUGGCUCGUUGUCAUUGUUGGUUACACAUUGAACAUCCGAGAUAGCAUUAUGGGUUUAACAAUCUUAGCAGUUGGUUCAUCAAUAGAAGAGAUUUUCUCUGCUAUUGUUAUGACACGACGCGGCCAUCCUGAAAUGGCGAUAGCGGGUUCAAUUGGUUCGAACGUUUUCGACAUCCUCAUGGGUUUAGGUAUACCAUGGCUGUUUCGUAAUCUCAUGCGAUUUACAUAUCAACCACCGCCGCCAUUAUUACACGAUGCAGUUCUGAAUACUCUAACAUCAGGUUCAUCGAUGGAAAAUAGUUUGACGAUUCCAUCAACAAAUGCUCCGUUCUACGUUGAAAUUCACUCUCGGGGCUUAAUCUACUCAACCAUUGUGCUUUUUGUGGCAUUAAUUAUUUUCCUUGUAACAUUCUUUAUCAAUCGAUGUCGUCUUACGAAACUCUAUGGCGUGUUUUUAAUCAUAAUUUGGCUUACUGUCAUUACAUUGAUGUGCUUGUUCGAACUGAACGUCUUCGGCUCUGUACAUCACGAACCUUGCCAAAAUCGACCGAGUAGUGCUGUAUAA